AGCGAACCAUUGGAUAGUCGUAUAGAAUGGUUGCCAUAGAAACUGAGCAUUUAAUCACAUAAAUGAUCGGUUGUUGUGAUUUUGAGUCGACAUUAAGACUGUGUUGUCGUGUCUGAAGUGAUCGCAAAUCACAUCCCAACCACUCGUUAAGAUCGCCAGACAAUGGGUUUAUUCAGCAGUAAUUCUGUUUUCGACGCUUUAGUCGAAAAGGCCACUUCGGAGACCAAUACCACCGAAGACUGGGCGCUAAUACUGGAGAUCUGCGAUCGCGUGGGAAGUGAUCCAAACGGCGCCAAAGACUGUAUGCGGGCUCUCAUC
Messenger RNA from Medioppia subpectinata, 318 nucleotides. The record is from the annotation of a GenBank genome assembly. Lineage: Eukaryota; Metazoa; Arthropoda; Arachnida; Sarcoptiformes; Oppiidae.